Molecule: messenger RNA, 1317 nt
Organism: Medioppia subpectinata
Lineage: Eukaryota; Metazoa; Arthropoda; Arachnida; Sarcoptiformes; Oppiidae
Source: the annotation of a GenBank genome assembly
AUGAGUAUAAACCCAAGAGGGUCUGCGCCCACUGAGAAUCACUCGCGUCCGGACCAGAGACACACUUACUCGAGCGCCGCCAGACAGGGAAUACCACAACAUGAUAUGGCAAAAGCACAUCAAAGUGGUGUCAUUACAUCCCAAUCAAACCUUUCAGCACAGGUGCCGAACGUGAAUGCGGCGGCCCCUCAAAUGCCGGCCUCAGCCGUGCCCAACGCGGCCCCCAAUCAGAUGCAUCUGCAGCAGACUGUGUCCCAAAUGAUGCCUCAACCCAAUCGAUUCAAUCAUCCUUUCCAUCCACAACAACAACGACCACAACAACAGCAACGACAGGCACUUUUGAAUCACAGACCAAACAAUGGCGUUCCCAAUAGUGUUCCGCAAAACGCUGUCCAGCAACCAAACAAUGGCGUUCCCAAUAGUGUUCCGCAAAACGCUGUCCAGCAGUCUGUGGGCCAUAAUAUGGGUCCGCAUCAGCCGAAUCAUCAGCAGUUCUUCACAGUGCAAAUGGCACCACAACAACAUCACAUCCCACAGAUGGCCUAUAAUCUGACGCCUCAUAAUAUGGCUCAUUCCUAUCAACAGAGGGCCUUAAAUCCGGCCCACAUGCAGUACUACAUGUAUGCGCACCCGCAACAGCAACAACAGCAGCCGCAACAGGCAUUUCAGCCGCAACCGGCGUACCCGUAUGGCAUGAAUGUCUACUCGUCUCACUUUAACCCUCAACCGGCGACUCAUCCAAACGCUCAAAUGGUGUCGUCACAGCUCCAGCCCAGAGGACAACCGGUUGCCGCUCAACCGGUCAUACAGACGACUCACCAGCCAUUGCCCGUUCAGAUGACUGCGCCCACCCCUGAGAUGAACACCGAGUCGCCCACACCGUCGUCAACGAAGGUGCAGAAGCGUACGCGGACUUUGGCCAUUCUUACGGAUCCCAAUAGUGGCAAAACCAUUGAUUUGGCCGAUUUGGCCAAAAACCCCAUUGAAGAGGCCAACAGCCAAACCGAUGCCACUCUGAAGACUGAGUCACAUUCGGGAACUUCCAAUCCUGCGAAUACCACUCAAACGUCAAAGGAGAUGGACGCCCAGAUCAUAGCGUUGAACUUCGCGACGGCAGUGGCAGUCGCGGCGACGACCACCACUCCAGACAAACCAAGUGCUGCCUCCCUUUCAACCACUCCUAAUGUGAAUGAAACAGUUUCGGCUAAUUCUAAGCCUCAGCGGGAAGAGAAGACAGCUAUUAGUAAACCCAACACAAGUGAACCAAUUAAUGACAAAUUAAGGGAUAAUUGUGACCAUUUGACGAACGAUAAACCA